UCAUAGGAUGCCUGUUGAUAUAUGCGAGUUGUUUGAGCGGAGAGAGUUGGUGAAGGUCUGUGCGCCGAUGGUGAGAUACAGCAAGCUGGCAUUCCGCACAUUGGUUAGACUUUACAACUGUGACGUGUGUUUCACGCCAAUGAUACUAGCAGAUUCAUUUAUUAAAUCAGAAGAAGCAAGAAACAGCGAAUUUACAACGUUUACAGGUGAUCAGCCAUUGAUUGUACAAUUUGCAGCAAACAAUACGUAUGAUUUUGCAACUGCUGCUGAAAUGGUUGCCAGGUACAGCAAUGGUGUAGAUUUGAAUUGUGGCUGCCCCCAGCGCUGGGCAAUCAGUGAAUGUGUGGGUGCCUAUCUACUUGACAAACCACAGCUUGUGAAAGACAUGGUGCUGCAGGUGCGCAACAGGAUUCCGCACCCAUAUUCAGUGUCUGCAAAAAUACGCAUCAAACAUGAUAUUAGGUUGACAGUUGAACUCUGUAGAACUUUGGAAGCUGCUGGAUUGUCAUUUAUAACAGUUCAUGCUCGAACUGUGGAACAAAGAAACCAGCCAAUCAAUCGAGAAAGCUUGAAACUGAUUUCACAUUCCAUUAGAAUGCCAGUAGUGGCAAAUGGCGAUGUCAGGACAUUGGCUGACGCUGAGGAACUGCGAGAAACUACAAGGUGCAAAGGUGUAAUGUCGGCCCGGGGAAUACUUACCAACCCAGCAAUGUUUGCUGGAUACCAUCAGACUCCAGUGGAAUGCAUCCAGGAAUGGAUAACACUAGCCAAGGCAAUGAAGGUUCCCUUCAAAUGUUUUCACCACCAUCUUGUGUUUAUGCUGGAAAAAGUACUUGCCAAACAAGAUCGUCUGAUUUUUAACUGUCUGAAAGAUGAAGAAUCUGUUCUAAAGUAUCUCAAAGAUUAUUUUGAUAUUUUCCCAAAAGAAAAAUCACAGAAUUUCGAUCCAGCUAAUUUUACGGUCUGUGAUUAUUCAUGUGUGUUAGAUAGAAAUUUGUCAGAGACCAAAAGUAAAUUCUCUGAAGAUACAAGUUCAGAAGCUAUUUUAGAACAUUGCUGUAUUUUUAAUGUGUAGCAGCUAAGAAUCAAAAGCUAAUAUGUCGUCUUUAAAUAGAAAACUUAAUUAUUUGCGGAUAUUUAACCAAAACUGUAUUAGAUGUUUUGUAUUUAUAUCAUGGCAAAUCCCAAUAGGGGGAAGUGUACUGCCAUCUACAGUACUUCAGUAACCCUGCCUUUACAAUUUCUGUGUUAGAUUUCCGUAAGAACACUCUAGUAACUUCUUCACAUGUUGCUGACCAACUUACGUACUUCAUCAGUCAUCUAUUUGACUUGUCAGUUACGUCGUUUUAUCUUAGUUUACCACUGAAAUAGUACUCUUAAUCCUUGAUUUGCAUGAAUUGACAAAUUUAAUUUUGGUCCUCCUGAUAUCCUAUAAGUGUUGUGCCUUUUCAGGUUCAGGUGAUGGUUGUCUUUCCCUAAAUUUAUCUCGCAGCAUUCUCUAAAUUCAGUACUGUAUGUCUAGAGUCUCUGUUCAGAUGUGGUGUAGGUGCUGUCUGUUACUCUUUCAGAACAUUGUCUGCCUGCUUAGCUGGGUAAUAAUGUGCUUGCCUGCCUUGCACUGGGCCCGGGUUCGAUUCCUGGCUGGAUUGGAGAUUUUCUCCGCUCGGGGACUGGGUGGUGUUCUCAUCAUUUCAUCUUAAUCACCGGCUGCAAGUUGCCCAAUGUGGUGCCAACUAAAGUAAGACUUGCACUUGGCAGCUGAACUCGCCUGGGACAUCCUGGCCAACAAUGCCACAUGAUUAUUUCAUUUUUCCAGAACAUUAUUAGGUAUUCAUCCUGGAUAUUGCCUGAACUACCACACACGGAUUGACUCUACAUCUAUACUCAACAAGCCAUGUUACAGUAUGUGAUGGAGGGUAUACUGCUUAAAGAUAAUGAGAAACUAUUGAGAUGUGAAUUUAGAUUCUUUAGCUGGAACAAUGUACUUUGCAUCUGUUCCUCUAAUUUGAUCUGUUUGAACCCCAUAGUGUAGAUACUGGAUGGCUAUGAUUAAAGUUCAGCUAUUCAUGGAGGUCCCUUGUGGGCUGUAAUUGCAUGGCAGCAGUAGAUAUGCUAAUGCAUUAAUGUAGAACUGAUUUACACUGGAAAAAAUUAGAUCUAAAUUUGGCCCCAGGUGCAAAUCUGGUGCCAUACACUGUAUAAUGGUGUGACAUCCAUUUUCUCACUUAACAGUGCGUAAUUUGAAUGAACAGUAUGGCAACAGAGAAGAGACUGUAAGCUGUUAGUGAAACUGUUUUAUGUGAAUGGCAGCAAUUACAGUGCUGCAUUAAGACUGAAAGGUUUUAGGAGAAGCCCAAUGUCACUAAAUGUUUUUAAGAUUUUUGGAAUGGGUGAACUUGGUGUGAUACCUGGAAGAGGAAGGUGUCCUAUCCCAGUGGAAGUUAUUGAUGAGGUUGCUGUUGCUGUAACUGAUCAUGCAGUAUGGGCCCCUCAGUAGUGCUAGUGUUCGUGCAUUGUCAUGUGAAUUGUCCAUCCCAUGGUCAACAGUGUGGAAAGUUUUGGAGCCUAUUUUACACUUGCACCCAUAAAAUAUCCAGAAGGUGCAGCAACAUUCUGAAUUUGCUCUUCGGUUUCUAUUAUGGAUCAUAGCUGAUGAAAUGUGGCUGGGCAAUAUUUUACUGAGUCACGAGGUACAUUUUACACUAUAGGAUACAGUUAAUGCACAGAACUGCCAUAUUUCGGGCACUGUUAAACUGUGUGGUGUGCAUGAAGAGCCACUGAUUUUACAGUAUGUGGUUGUAGGUGUGGAUUCACAGGCUGCUUUAUUCUCAGUCCAUUCUUCUUUGAAGAGAAUCCACCCAGAGGACCUGUUAGAACAUGCGAUCUCUGCUUUGCAAGAGUGGAAUUGCGUUGAAACAAGUUUCCGCACAGGGUGGGGCAACACUUCAUGUUGCUCGUCCAUUGAAAAGGUGUGCUUAAAGCAGUCUUUAACAAAUGAGUUAUCUCCAGAGGUUUUUGAGAUGGAUGGCCUGCAAGAUCACCUGAUCUGAACCAGUGUGACUUUUGUCUCUGAAGAUAUCUAAAAGAAUGUGUUUGCCAGGCACGCUUGGUCUCUACCUGAUCUGAAGGCUGGUAGACAGGAACAUGUUGCUCAUAUUCCUCGAAAAUACUGUGAGCAACAGUUAAUUACCCCUUAUGGAUACAGCAUCUUGUCGAUGCCUCUGGAGCUCAUAUUGAACAAACUGUGUACGAAGUGGUUGAUGAUAAAAUCAACAUUGCGCUUUUUUCACUUGUUCUACCUUUUAUGUCUGUGUCCCGUUCCUAAACCAUUACAUAUGGAAACGUGCCUAUAUAUCUAUCUUGUAUUACAGCACCAGAUUUGCACCGGUUGGCCAAAAUUGGAAUUAAUUUUUUCCAGUGCAGAUUAGCCUGCAUUAAUGCAUUAGAAUAUCUACCAAGUUUUGUUGUGCACAAUUACAGCCCAUAUGGGACAUCUGUGGGUAGCUGUACUUAAAUUACAACCAUCUGGUAUGUAGGGGCUAAGAAUAUUUGUUGUUUCUGCUUUAAGAAACAGUUCCUGAAUUUAUCCAAGCAGGUGCUCGAAUUGUGAGGUGUAUUCCAGUGUAUCUGGCAAUUAUGACAUUCCAGCAUUUCUGGCACUCUUUCACCAGUCAGAUGAGACUGUGACCAGUUAUGCUGAGCUUUUGUGUGUUCCAUGUCCUCUGCUAGUAUAACAUGGUGCUGUGGAUCCCAUACAAUUGAUAACAUCAACUGUGGGUUACUUUACACAUAUUUUUGUAUUUUCUUGAUUUUAUGAAAUGUGGUGAGUUAUAUAAUUGACAGAAACAGGUUUGUGUAUAUAAGGGAUCUCCAAAUUUUUAGGCCAUGAGAGCUACAUUCCAGUUUGACUCUGUGGGGGCUGAAUAAAACAGUAUUUUGAAAUUGAAGAACAACAUUAUAAUGAAAUUUGUGUGUGUUUAAUGCAAAAACAAUUUAGUGCAAAUGUCAGGUACACUUUAUUACUCUGCACUAUACUUAGUGAGAGGUAACAAAGCUUCCUUCUUUAGACUUGUAUUUCAUGUCAGCUUGCAGUUCAGUGAAUUCCACUUGCGGUGCUGCCUGAACAUAUUUCACAAGAAAGAGUUCUGGAAAAUUUCGAUCUCCUUGGAAUGAGGCAUCUAAAUCUGAGAGCUUGAAUGAGCUAUCUUCCUUCAGAUCAACAGAAAUUCAGUUGCAAACAGAGUGGAAAACUUGAACCGUUUUCCCCCUUUGAUGAUGGGGAAAUAGUGAAGCAUGAGAAAAUUUUCCAUCUCACGUUUUGUGCGAAAUGUAACAGUGUCAGCUCUAAUAUUUGUGCAAAGGUCACAAAUAAUACUCUCUGCCAAUUUUAAUAUUUUAAUCCGUUCAUUCAAGUGGAGAGCAACAUCAGCCAAAAAUCUAAUUUCCAUAGUUAUUUGUCAUCUAACAGGACUUACAAAGGAUUGCUUUUCUUAUUAAAAAAUAUUUGUCUUUAUCAAAGAAAAGAAACUUGACAAAAUGUUACUGCAUAUUCAGAAAAAGAAAACGUGAAAUAACAACACAGCAAAUGAGUAUGACGAGUAAGAAGUAAAGUCACCUGCUGGCAGAGUGCUGCUGGUGGCAGCUCUGUUCCUUCUGAGAAAGUGAAAGAUACUCAAAGCAGCCAGCCUUAGUUAAUAACGUACUACAGCUCAAAAGAUCUGCAGUAAAUUGUGAAGAAGACUGGUGUAAAUGCACUUCCAAAUUCUGUUCAGGAUGUGACAGAGAACCCGUCAGAUCUUGGAGUCUUACUGUUACGUACCAAUUUGAGCUGCUGUUCAAUGUCACUAGCCCUGAUUACUCUCACUAAUUUGAGCAGCGGUGUUAAGUCGUCCAUAGUUCAUGCUGCUUAUCCCCAAGUGAGAGGCCAUUUGGCUGUGUGUGUGUGUGUGUGUGUGUGUGUGUGUGUGUGUGUGUGUGUGUGUGUGUGUGUGUGCGUGUGCAUUAAGAUUUCUUGAAGUUGACAAAGCCUGGGAAUUAGCAAUGUUCAUGUCGGAUGCAAUUCAGAGGGUCCAGUCCCAUAGAUCUUGAUCAGUAAUGGUGGGUGCGUAGACUCUCAUGAGCAGUUCUAAAUCUUCUAUUUGUACAGUUCACAUUAUGAUUUAAGAAAACAAAAACACCAUUGCAGACUGUGUCAAGUGUUUUUCCCUCCUUCGUUUAAUAUUUAACCAAUAUUUCACUGCCUUUUCUUUGUCGCUGAAAAAAAAAAAACCCUUGGAAGGUAUUGUUCUUUGGAACUGUAACUGCUACAACUGACAUCACCCGAACCACAAUUAAUGGAAUUGUCGCAGUUAUUUCCUAUUUCUUCUGACAUAGCCAAAAUUUCAAACGAAAUGUCGAUACCAUUCAAAUGAAUGCCAAGAUAAUCAACAAACAAAUGACAGACAUGUACGUCAUCAGGUAAUUUCAGCGUGAAACCACACUCUUCAUAUUUCAUCAUUGCUAAAUUAAGAAUGUUAAUUGGAUUCCACAUUACUGUGAAACUGGAAGAAAAACAGGUACUAUUAGCAGGCACGUCUUACAAAAUGACAAUAAAUAUUAAUUCAGCUUUAUCUGUAUUGUCAAUACUUACCAAUACUGCGAAAAGCAACUGAUUAUUUGUAGUAGAUGUUACUUGAGUGGCUAAUUCGAGGGAAUAGUUCCUUUGUACUGUAUUUUCAGAAAAAACUAUCAAUGAACGGUAACCUGAAACGCCCUUUACUAAUUACAAUCGGAUUGCCGUGUUUUCUGUUUACAUAUGUACUGCCGACAUUGUGUGUGUGUGUGUGUGUGUGUGUGUGUGUGUGUGUGUGUGUGUGUGUGUGUGUGCGCACGCGUGCAUAGUUGUGCAUACGCAGUUGCUACAGUGCUAGUAGGGGUGUACAUUUCUAGUGCCACCUGGUGCGCUUCAACUUCGGUAAUUAUCAACUAUUUUUAAUACCUGCAGUGCCUCGUCGCAGCUAAAAUUUUGACAGUGAAUUUCUUUCAUUGUCUUCUUCAUGUCUAAAAAAUUUCACGGUAGGUUUAGACAUGUCUUAUUGGACCAUUCCCUUGUAAGAGAUGUUCCAUGGUAGCACGACCACAUUGAGUGGCGAUCAUCUGAUCCAAAGAAGUGAGCAUGUUCUCGUCAGAGGUAUUGUUCAGAAACAAAAAGUGUUUGUGGGGCGAAACAUAGGAAGAUAAGGCCAGGAACAUAAAUUAAGAAAUGGACCAUACUGACAGCUAUGGUUUCCAUUAUUGUAGCUGCUAAGUGGAAAGUAAAUCCUAGUGUCACUCCCACAUUCCUGCUCUAGGUCUUGGCAUAUACCGAUGAGUUGCCAUAUUAUCCUGUUUUCUUAACUCUGCUGUUUCACUUCCCUUCUCCUUAUCUGCUGCUUCUCUCCCCCCCUCUUCCCUUCCCCUUUCUAUGGAAACUGGGGCCACACACUGUAAAUUAUCAGUACCCCCCUUAAACCACCGAGUUUGGAUUACAUGGGGCUCCUGAAGGGCUCGUGGGAGCUGCAGUUUAACGUUAACAGGCGACAUCAUCUGUAUUACUUGGUAAAGGCCAUUGUACCGUGACACAAACUUCUUAGUUUUCCCCUAGAGCACAUACUGAUUUGUUAACAUAACCCACUGACCCACAUGGUACUUAGGUAACAUUGCUUUAACAUCCAGCUCCCUUCCCUGUUACUCUAAAACCUUCAUAUUUCUUUUUACUUCUCUCCACAUAAGCUUUGCUCUCUAGUGAAAUACUUCACUGAUGAGAUGUCUCCUUGCAGUGGGGCUAGCAAAACUCGAAGGGUGAUGACAACUGGUGCCCAAAAAUUACUUCAGACUGGGAUAACCUAGUGCUCUAAUGAACUUGAGUUGUAUGCACUGACAACGUAGGCCAAUAUGACAUCCCAAUUGUUAUGCUGGAAAUUUAUCUAAAAACUCAACAUUUUUGCAAUUGUCCUGUGAACUUGUUCCAUGCAAGUGUUUGCUUGAGGAUGCAGAGCACUCUCCCACAAUUUCUUAAUGCACAACAGCCUGCAUUGGUGAUGCAUUCAUUCCAACAUAAAAUUUGCACCCUGAUGUGCGAUUAUCGUUCAGGUGUUCCAAACUGAAGUAUCCACUGGCGGACCGCUGCCUGAGCCACCGUCGUGCUUUGCUCUGGUAAAGCUACCAUGGAAACGUAAUGAGAAAUGUGGUCAAUAAUGGUUAAUAUGUUAACGAUUCCUGCUUGGUGUUUGUGCUAGGGGUCCUAAGAUGUCCAAUACUACCAUUUGGAUGGGCUUAUUAGCUUCCGGUAUUCACUGUAGUUUAAUUUUCUUGUGAUUUAGUCCUAUACUUUGUCCACCCGGAAUACAGUUUUUCGUGUAAUGUUCCAUGUCCUGCCUGAACAUCAUCCACCAAUAAUUCUGCUCUACCCUUCUCUCCAUUGCUCUUUGACCCAAAUGUCCUACUAAAAUUAAAUUACGUGCUUGUCACAUACUUUGUCGUGGAAGCUCUGCAGACCAUUUCGCAUUGUUUGGUACAAUACUUCAUCCCCUGUGCAGAACUGCUGUUUAGCAAACUACUGACAGUCCGGGUUUGCACUUUGUGCUACCCUCCAUUCACUUUCAUCAAUGCCUGCGCAUUCCAUAGCAUGUACCUUAUGGCUGAGUUCGUUUGUGUUAGCGUGCGACCUUGCCGGCCGAUGUACUAUCUCGUAAUCAAACUCCCUUAACUGCAAGGCCUAUCUUGAGAAUCUACUGAUUGGAUCUUUAAGUCCUAAAAGCCACUUAAAUUGUCUACCAUAGAGGUAACAACGAAAGUACCCAAUUCCAAAAAUGACUGUGAGCAUUUCCUCUUCCAUUGUGGAAUAACUUCUUUCAGUAUUAUUGAACUGCCGUGAAGUGUACGCUGUAGUGUGCUGCUGUCCGUCUACUGCCUGACUCAAUAACUCUCGUUUGCAAAAUUGAUAGAAUCACAAGAAAGAAUAAAUGGUUUUUCAAAACCCGAAUAGACAAGACGAGACUAGAUUUCAACAGAUCUUUUAACGUCUGGAACGCCCCCUCACACUCAGCUGUCCAAUGAAACUUCACUCCUUUUUGCUACAAUUGCGUGAUAGGUCUUAGAAUUGCUGAAAUUUUUGGACAUAUGUAUGGUAAAAAUUUGUGAGUUUCAAAUAAGAUAGCAAUUCCUUUACCUUGGUGGGUGUUGCAAAAUUUUGAACCACGUCAACUAACUUUGGAUCAGUAAGAAUUUCAUCCUGCCCUAUAACGUGACUCAAAUACUUAACUCCUCGCAAUACAAAAUGAUAUUUCUAUACAAUCAACAUUAAUCAUGUUGCCCAUGAACGAUCAAACACUUCGUGCAACCACUCCACAUGUUUUGAAAUAUUCUGUGAAUAUAUGAUUGUCAUCUGGGUAUACCAUGCACUGUUGUAGUUUUAAUCUGCACAACACUCUGUCCAACAAAUGCCGAAAGGUUGCUGGUGUGUUUUAAGUCCAAAAGGCAUGUGGCAAAACUGAAAUUGCCCAGUUACGGUUGAGAAUUCAGCUUUUGGUUGGUCCUGUGGCAUUACUUCCAAGUGGUGGUAACUACUACGGAAAUCCAGUUUUGUGAUGCACCAGCACUGACCAAAGUUGUCCAUUUUCCGGUAUGUUCGGCAUAUGAUAUGCAUCAGACACCAUUUUCUGGUUGAGGAAAUGGUAGUCACAACAGAAACAAUAUGCUUUGCCACCAUCUAGUGGUUUUUCAUUGUAAUUUUAAUGGGAGCAGACCAGACUGCUGCUAGGUUCUGUGAUGCCAUCUCUAAGUUUCUGAUAAUUAGCUGUAAAUUUAUUGAAACUCGAUACUGUACUUUGUAAACAGGUGCUUAACUUCUGUUAGGAAUUUGGUGCUGAACAAACAGUGGCACAGGUAAUGAACCUGAUGGAUUAAAUAAUUCCAUGUACUUACGUGAAAGUUUUUCCAUUAAUACUCUGUUCUGUGCUUCCAGAUGUGCUACCUCACUCCUUAGUGCUCACCAGUUGACAGGCCCUCCCAGCAUUCUGUAAUUUGCUGUAAAAUCACGGUUUAGUACAGCCUCACUAACAUUUCUAAAUUCACAACCAGAGUACCCUGAAGCAACUUUACUUUCUCAGACAGGCACUACCCUUGUGCUGUCUACCUCCCAAACUUACGACACACUGUUGUGUGAAACAGCUAACUGCAGCUAGUACUUUAUCUGCCAAAGGUUCAAUGAUACUCAGUGAGUUCUCUGGCAGUACCAACAUCAAUCCAGACUACCUUUUCUGUUAAUUGGUUUCCCCUUGCUAUGGGACAGACCUUGAGACAGUGAAGGUAUUCUGGUUGCAGAGUCUAGCUGAAACAAAGUUCCAUCCAGUUCUACCAUAUGCCGUUCCAGGUCAAUUAUGGCAUGAUGUGCAACCAAGAAAUCAAGUCAAUCACAUUGUAUAUUCUGCUAAUCAUGGAAAGAACUUUUGCAUCCACUUGGAAGUUAACCUCCCCACUCAGAACUUAUACACUCCAUUGUUGAGUGAAUUUACAUGCCCUCCACCUAGGCCACUUAACGUCCAGUGUGGUGUACUUAAUCUAUUUGCUCCAAGUACUCGCUUAAUUGCAACCAAUACCGGAGAACUGGUACGCAACAAUAUUUUACAUAAUUUGUCCCACAUAUAGCUGGUCAGAAAAAGAGAGGGCAUGGUGUGGCUGUGGGACAGGGGAGUGCCCUGUCUGUGACUAUCCCCAGCUGUAGGGUCCCCAGCUCUCGCCCCAGUCACGGCGUUUGUGGAGGAAGCAUCCCAGGACAGUGGCGACAGUGCAUAACCACUAUGCACCCCUAGCAGUCACUCUCAUCACAGGCAGCUGCCUGUUGAUGGUGUCUGAUGUUAGUUUCAAACAUGGCAUCACUCUGGUGCCUCGUAGGCAACGACCUGCAUUACGAUGGUGACUAUAAUUAUGGCUAUGAGGUGAUACAGGUUCUGCAUAACUCCAGUGCCUAAUGACAGACAAGUGACGAGGUGGCUGUCAGUUCUUAAAUACAGCUUUGUUGCUGAUGUCUGCAGUUCUUCUUCCCGAGUAGGUCGGUGGAGUAUUUUGGUGUUGAUUGGCUGGUAUAACUGAUUACUCCCGUUGAUGUUGACCCCCUGGUUUGUGGUGAGGAGCUGCUUGUCAAAUCCUCAGCUGGCCAGUAACGCAGUGUUUGCCUUCACUUUGUGUAAUUCGGGACUCCACUGACCCACUUAUGUAACAGUAUCAUACCACUGAACUGCACAACAGAAUGUCGCACACAUACAACUUCUGGCUCCCAAUAUUCCAUCACAUUUUAACUAACUUCAUUACUGUAAAAUGCCUACAUUUAACUAACUUAAUCGCUGUAGUCAUUCAAACCUCUACACGAAGAUUCCACCCGACUGACAUCGGGCAUUUAUUGGGAUGAUUCUAUAUGUUGAAAGGAAGCUGGUCAGGGCUUCUCUCUUCUGUGCCGUGAAGAAUCUGACAAACCAGUCCACCUCUACAUCUUGAGCAAGAGGGAUGAUUUUUCAGGUUUUUGAUGCUGUUUUGUUGGGAGCACAGAUGAAACGUAGACGAGAUGAGCUGGGGAUAGUUGUCUGAAACAGUGAUUUGGGGAGUGCCUUCAAUUGCAAAGAUAGUCUCAGAAGACACUGAUGGUAAUGUCUGCUGUUGCAGACAUCUGUCAUAAAAGGAAAAAUUGGGAGUGCGUGCACCACCAGCAACCUCCUAGUGCUCUGAAAUGGUCCAGAGAAGUCAACAUGCACAUGCUACCAUGAGCGAUGGUGGAGGUCACACAGAGAACUGGUUUGGAGCUGUCUGAUUUUGCAGUCAAGAAUGGCCUGCUCAGACUGCAUGUUCAAAAUCUUUGUAUUGUCACAACCAGUAAACAUAAUGUGAAGUGUGGGACUUCACAUGCAGUAUCACACAAUGCAAUCUGUGAAGCAUGUAUCUGGGAGCUUGUUGUGAGAUCGGUGGCUUAUGGUCCACUGUCAGGUGGUGUUUUGUGCCAUACGGAAAUACUCCCUUUGUCAAAAAAGUUCCAGGCUAGAUUUUCUUAAAAACAAAAUUGCAUCCUUGCUCCUAUCAGAGUUGUUGCCUUGGCUGUCUAUAUACAGUUGCAAAUGUUUGUAAAGGUAUUGGAAGCAAGUAAGGAAAUUUUAAACUGAGAUGCCUGUAAGCUCAUUUGCCUCAUCCUGUAGGUGGUCUGCAAUAUCAUGGUGAAGUUUUCCUUUGUCAUUUUUUCAAUUGCGGAACAAGAUUAAAAUCGCAAGAUGACAGGUUUGGUCAAUAUUACAAUGUGGGAUGGCAGUAGCAGAAUGUCUGGGCAGAUACUUCAUUACAGAUAAAGCAGUUUGUUAUCUUGCAUUGCCAUGGAGUAAGAACCAGUCCUGAGGAUACAGGUCAGGGCUGUGGUGUACAAUUGCUUGUCACAAAUGUUUCAAGACUUUGAUGCAAAUAGUUUGGUUCACUGUUUGUCCUGGAGGAACAUACUCGUGGUGAACUAAUCACUUAUCAGAGAAUACAAUCCACAUUGUCUUUGUUCUCGAAAGUUAUUAGAUUUUUUCAAAACUGGUGAUCCAAGAUUCUGGCAUUUGGCACUUUGACACUUCAUGUGAGGGCUAAACUGGUAGCACCAACUUUCAUCCCCCAGCAAUAGUCUUGGAAGAAAAUGUGGGAUCACAUCUUAUGUUUCUCGCAAUACAGCUACAGAAAUCCAUUAUUUAUCGUAAACUAACAUUUGAAAGAGCAUCCCCAAACCUUUGGAAUGCAUUAUCGUCCACAAUUACGAAUUGUUGCAGUGUGGAAAUAAUGAAAUGUCAAGGCAUUGUCUAUUUUUUUCCCCCUGAACAAUUUCCUUUCCAUACAUUACGAAUUUAAUGUUUAGCUCUUCAUUACUAUAAACGUCUUUAUGAAAUCUUUUUGAACGGUAGGGAAGAUUAGAUGUUCCUCCGACUGUUGCAUACAGUCGUCUACACAGGCUACUCGUAGCCUUCUGGCACCGUUCAUCCCCUGUCUCAAAGAACCGCCACACAUCCGAUCUACGUUUUGACAUACCUAGGAUCGAAUUAUUUUACGAUUAAAAAUAUAAUGGUUACUCAGAUAAAGUCUAGUCACAUUUACAAGUAAAUUUGUGAAUGUUCAUUAACUUCAAAAUACCUACUUCCAUGUGGUAUACAAAUACACGUGCCUGCCAGUUCAAAGCAAUCACCUCAUUAGUUAUGCCUCCUGCGCUAGUACCAGGAACACUUCAGUGGAGCGCACUUGUCAGAAGCUCCGUUUGACCAGCGAUAUUCCACCGCGCCCUCCGUUUCCUCAGAUUAGUUUGGUGCCUCCAACGAUAAUACCCGUGAUCACCGGAUGUGGCGCACUUGUUGCAUCUUCGAUUUACCCACCAGUUAACAGCAUGCGCAGACCAGCACUGCUUUCCCAAGUCGUGGCCAUUUCCUCUGUGUCUCAUCAAGUUAUCGUGGCCAAACAGGACAUACUGUUCUGGGAUUACAGAUACUGAAAAAUGUGGGAUAUGGUCUUACUAAUACAUCUGCGGAGUUUCCGUACAUAAUAUUCCUCUAUAUUAAUUCCGUGUCUCCUUACAAUGAGAAAUACAUAACUUUACAAUAUUUUUAACAACAUUAUCCUUUUAACAAAAUAAAUCAAACAAUAUACAUUUGCAAAUUUCGCAGAUAUGGUUUAUGAACGUCUACAGCAUCAUUAGUUACACUUCGACCUCGAGAUGGCAGCACAUGUCACUUCACAACAUUAUUUCUCGCUACAUCCGCUAGAUGGCAUAUGCAUGUAGUUAGGCACACACUAUGAAGCGCUUGUUUACUCAUGAGGGCAGGCAGGUAGCGUUGAGUGUUGCUGACCUUUGCAAUGUAAUGUUGUUAUGGGAAAAAAUUAUGAUGAUUCGGAACUUACUGUCAAUGAUCGUAAUGAUUCUUCCAUUAUUACAAUAUCCACUGGUAAUGGUUAGACAUACAACCACUUUAUAAUGGAGCCACACAACCCUCCCCAUGAAAGGUUCACGUGCCAGAUUAAAUCACCGAUAUAUACUUCCGGUACACAAAUACACCACAAGUCCAUGUUGACAUCCUUCCGGUAAUAUAAUACACCAUUUUGCACAGUAUAAACCAGCCACAGUGGCCGAGUGGUUCUAGGCGCUUCAGUCUGGAACCAGGCAACCGCUAUGGUCGCAGGUUCGAAUCCUGCCUCGGGCAUGGAUGUGUGUGAUGUCCUUAGGUUGUUAGGUUUAAGUAGUUCUAAGUUCUAGGGGAUUUAUGACCUCAGAUGUUAAGCCCCAUACUGCUCAGAGCCAUUUUGAAAUUACAAAGAAACUGAACAGUUAAAUUGCUGCCUGAUAAAGACUGACUGAUUCUGCAUCUUCCAGUGCAACUGGAGAACUGAACCCAAAGCCAAUUAAACAAAGUGUGAAGUCCCUCUAUGCCUACACUGUCAUGGUGACCAUCACAAAAAUUCUACUGUCAUCUCUGUGUUGUUAGUUUGAAUUGAUGAGACCGUGGGAUGUGGGGCUGUGAUGUCUGUACAUCUGGAUAGGCCCACCUACUAAAAUGGGCCCAUCUAGGAAGUAGAAAUGGUCGAAAAGUGAACAUGCCAUGGUUCUCAUACAAGUGGCCAAUUGGUCAUAAAUCGAUUGCACAUUGUGUUGGGUUUUGUUUGCUUUUGAUGUGCAGUGCUGCUUCCCUGCAUUGCCGGAUGGUUGGCUGGGUACAUUCAGACGGCAUUGCCAGUCUAAUCACUGCCAUGUACAUGGAGUCCGAGAGUCGCCUCUUCCAUGUGGUUCACCUGUUGAGCAUUGGGUAAAGCUGUUUGAGCCUCGCAUUAGCUCAGUUGUUUACAUAUUGUUAGUGGUCCCCUGAUGUUAGUUUCUGGUCCAACCAGACUCCGAGGUACCUAACUUUUGCACAGAAAUGUACUGUGUGUGAGUUUGUAGUGUUAUGUUAUUUGUAUGCUGUGUUGAAGUAUGUGCAGUUUUUUUUCAGUUUUCGAGUGGACAGAAUUGCUUCAUACUUGUCAUUGUUUACUUUAACGUGCCAUCGUUCCAACCCAGGCUCAGCAAUUUUUAGUGCAGUCUGCAAUCAUGGAUUGGUCUUUGAUGGCUUCCAACCUUGUGCUACAAUGAUAGUGUCAUCCGUGUAGAUGGCUACCAUCGUUUUUUGUGUGGUUGGAAAGUUGCUAAUACGGAGGUUGAACAAGAAGCCCCCAGGACACUGCCUUGGGGUAAUCCUGAUUGUGCACUGUGUUGUGUUGACUAUUUUGCCCUGAACAUCAGAGCUGUAUGAGUAUACGAGCCAUAAGAGUCCAUUGGAAAAACCAGUGUCACUGAGUUUGCAAAUGAAGCAGUUGUGCCAUAGACUAUGGAAAGCCUUCUUGAUGUCCAGGAACACAGACUCUGUGGCUUUGUUGGUCUUGUUGUGGUGUAUAAUACCUUCUACUGUGUGGAGGAGUUGUGUUGUGGAGUGGUAAUGCCUUAAUCUGAAUUGCUCCAGUCUCAGAGUGUUGUUCAUUGAUGCAGUGCCUUGUGAGACAUUUGAGAAUAACCAUCUUAGCAAUUUCAUACAAUGAGGACAAUGAUUAUUUCUUACUAAUGGUGUCUCAAGCAUUUACUAUAUACAGACAAGGGCCACCUAAAUCUUGUAGGAAAUGACCUUCACAUACAUUGGAGCUGCAUAUGUCACCAAAUGUCUAAUCAGUGUCAUGUACUUGGACCUCAACACCCUCCUAUUUGGUGUGCCUUGCCUGUUGUACAUUGGGUAAAGUUGUUAGAGCGUCAAAUUUAUUCUAUUGAUUGUGUUUGCUUGUUGUCCCCCAAUGGUAGUUUCUGGUCCAACCAGACACUGAGGUACCUAACUUUCGCACAGGACUGUACUGGGCUGUGUGUGGUUUAAUUAGUGUGUAGUUUUGAUGUUCGCACAGUUGUUUCAGUUUGCAGUUGUUGACAAUUACCCACACAGCCCCUGUGGCUUAAUUGGUGUUGUAGCCCUGUGUAACAUGUUAUACUGCAUGGAGGAGUUGAUGUCUUUUUAGCAGUGGUGAUACCUGAAUCCGAAUUGCUCCAAUCUAAGGCUGUUUGUGUUGAUGCAGUGCCUCGUGAGUCACUUGAGAAUAAGCUUCUGAAAACUGUAGCUGCGAGAGCACGGCAGACUAAUGGGUCGGUAAUUUUAUGAGAAAAGACAAGGUGGCGGCCUGCUUUUAUGAUGGGUAAGUUUGGUGCAUGCAUUAAACGAUAUCAAAAGUCAAUACACAGCUUGUGUUAUCUUUGAUACACUGUGUGCAUUUCAUAAUAUAAUGCCUGUCUUCACCUGUGUGCAAACAGACUCACCCAUACUAUAAUGGUAGUUUGGAUGUCCAAUCAUUUAUCUAAAGCAGCUAGGAGCAAAUUUCUUCAUUCUCAACUACAAGUUUUCAUUCUUCAUGGUAUCUUAGAACAAGAAGUGAGAGAGAUGCAUGCUGAAAUGCUACUUAAAAUGAUACAUAACAAUAAAUUUUGGAUAAAUUAUCCACUCACUAGCUUACAUUGCUAGUAAAUUUCAUACUGUGGGAACAGUGAUUUUUUUUUUUUUUUUUUUGUUACUGGUGCCUCAAACAUUUACAGUAUAUGUACAACUAAUUAAACUAAUUGUUCUAAAACAUAAUAGGUAUAUAAGACAUUAAUAAACUGAAGUGUGUACUGACUGGAAAGAAAUGCAGUACUUACAAGUCACAUUCUAAAAAAAAAUCUAAGCCGGAAAGGCGACGUCAUGAAAAGUUGUAAAAAUUAUAAGAUGGUGAGCUGCUAAGGGCUGCUCGUACCUGAGUGAACACGGGUUGCAACAAAACUGAUGUGCUCAUGUUAGAAAGUGUGGGCAAGUAAACAUGGUGUUGUUACAAGCGCCAUCUAGUACCGCAGAAACAACUAGGCUACUGUACAUUCAAAAUUAGACACAUGAAAUUGUCAUGAAGCUGAUUCAGGCAUAACGUAAGCACUAAUAGUAAUAAGAUAAAGUUACAUAUUUAUCUGCUUUAAACUGAGAUACAUUUUGUAAUGUAAAAAAACGUCAGUUAUGACAUACAAGAAAACAGCAAAGACAUAACAGGAAAAUAACAUUUCGGCAAACUGCAUAAGGAAAUCUGAAUCAAAGAUCAAGCAAUGGCUUUAUACAGUCAAAAAAAGUUUUUAUUUCGCAGCUGCAGCUGUUCAUUGAGAAUGUGGCCAUCAUGACGAGAUAGAUGUUUGAAAAUCUCCAAUUCCUCUAAAACAUCUAACCUACGCCCCUUCUUUUCGGUAUGCAGAAUAUUGCUAUCGCCAAUGGCUUUAGAUGAUCGGCAAAGGAUGCAUUUCUACUGUCAUCUUCAGUACGGUGUGGACUCGUCAUAAUGUCCUGCGUGUCUUACAUGUGUGCAGCUAGACUUGCUCCUUCGAUAGCAUUCCGUGUUUCCCAUGUAUUAUCCCAUGCAGAUAGUAGGAAAUUUCAUCAUUCCAAAUUACAACUUUUCAUUGUUACACUGUGUCUUAAAACAAGAAGUAUAUGUGAUGAAUGUUGAUAUGCCGGUUCAAAUGCUAUAUAAAAAUAAAUAUUUGGAUAGUGAAUCUUUCAACAAUCUCUCAGAAAUAGCAAAUUCAUAAAGUAGGAUAGUGAUUAUUUUUUAUAACGGUGCCUCAAGCGUGUGUACAAUAUAUAGAGCGGGCACAAAAAUCUUGUAUUAAAUACCUCAUCUCAUCACUGGAGCUGCUCCAUCAUCAGAGGUUUAAUGAAUGCCAUCUAAAUUUUUUUCAGUUAUUUCUGUUCAGUAUGAUUAGCCUGUAAGAUAUUUGACAAUCACCUUCUCAACAACGUUGCUUAGUGAGCAUGGAAACUGAAAUACCACAAUUUUGGCAUGGUUAUACAAUUCUUCAGUUGGGUAACAUGCACUGUACAAUCUCAAAAGUUGAUGCACUUCUACUAUUAAAUUCGAUAAGGUGUGAACUUGUAAUAAUGUCCUACCUGUCUUUACCUGUGUGCAACUAGAAUUGCCAAUCGUGGAAGUCUGUAUUACCCAUGAAUUACCCAAAGCAGCUAUUAGGAAAUUUCAUCAUUCUGAACUUCAACUCUUCAUUCUUACACUGUAUCUUAAAACAAGAAAUCCGUGAGAUGCAUGUUAAAAUACCAGGUAAAGUGCCAUGUAGAGUCGGUUUGACAGCUGCUUGUUCAGUAAGCUUAACAUAUGGGGCACUUAAGAAUCACCUUCCCAAACAGCCUUAAUGAAUAAGCACAGCAGACUCAGGGCCAAGGGGAAAGCAUGUUUUUAUAACGGAUAAUUUCAGCUGCAUGAAUUGCAUGAUCCCAAUACCAAAAGUUCAAGGAUUUCUACUGUCAUGUUUGAUACCAUGUAAACUUGUCAUAAUGUCAUGCCCUCCUUACCUCUGUGCAAUUGGGCUCUCCACAUUAAUUGCGGGAUCUCUGUUUCAUAUGAUAACCUCAAGCAACUAUUAAGAAAUUUCAUCUUUCUGAACUACAACUUCACAUUCUUACAUGGUACCUUGAAACAACAAGUGUGUGUGAUGCACAUUGAAAUGCCAUUUAAA
Molecule: messenger RNA, 17563 nt
Organism: Schistocerca gregaria
Lineage: Eukaryota; Metazoa; Arthropoda; Insecta; Orthoptera; Acrididae
Product: tRNA-dihydrouridine(20a/20b) synthase [NAD(P)+]-like
Exons: 6
Coding region: 8-1075 (355 amino acids)
Biological process (GO): tRNA processing
Molecular function (GO): tRNA dihydrouridine synthase activity; flavin adenine dinucleotide binding
Source: RefSeq, a predicted model, not a curated record